ACAUGGGAUUUUCCAACUAAACUUCCACUGACCCAAAUUGUUUAAUGAUAUGGACAUCGAUCACAUUAAAAUGCUGUUAACAAGACAUUUUGAAAGGAUUUGCUCAGGAUUAAACAAUUCAUUUACAGCACUUUGAUGGUGUAAACUUGCCCCAAAAGACCGUGUAUGGUGUAAUGAUGUAUGGCACAUGUGGCAUUGGUAGAUAGUGUAUGGUGCCAUGGUGUGUAAUAUGAAAGUUCCAAGACACAUUGAAGAAAUUAAAGAACAUAACAGUAUUGAUGAAGAUGACGAGAAAAUGGUUCACGCAUUUCAACAAUGUCUCGAAGACGAGAGUUGUCUUCCUUUGAUAAAGGAAGAAAUCAAAUUAAAAAUUCAGUGUAAGAGGGUUACAUUAGGAGAGGAAGAAUUGAUAGUGGAACAUCAACGACCUGUCAAAUAUUUAUUAACAGAAGAAGAAGUAUAUAAACGUAACAGACGGAAGGAACAGAACAGAAGAUCUGCUGUCCGUACACGAGCAAGACAGAAAACUCGAAUAGCAGAACUGGAAAAAGUACAAGAAGUUAAUUCAUUGGAGGACGACCAUCGUUCCCUGUAUCAGACAGUUGACACUUUGAGAACAGAGUUACAAAUGUUGGACGGCAUGUUACAAAUUCACAAGUGUUCAAAUGUAAAACCAAUCUCUGCUUGUCGUUCAGCGAGAUCCCUUCUAUAUACAGGGAACAAAUUAGUGAUAGUUGGAGGGAACUAAACAAAGGCUUAUUCUUAACGAUCAAAUUUGCGUCAUACAUUGUACUCAGAUAACAUGAAAUAACAUGGCAAACGCAAUAUUUUAAAACAAUUGAAAACAUUAAAUUAAAUAGAUAAAGUUAUAUGUGUAGACAAAAGAUGUACUUCAAUGUAUGGUUUUGAGGUUUGAAGAAAGAU
Mytilus trossulus (common blue mussel) is the source of this 924-nucleotide messenger RNA. RefSeq lists its product as uncharacterized. The record is from RefSeq and is a predicted model, not a curated record. The transcript is spliced from 5 exons. Gene Ontology annotation, molecular function: DNA-binding transcription factor activity. Gene Ontology annotation, biological process: regulation of DNA-templated transcription. Lineage: Eukaryota; Metazoa; Mollusca; Bivalvia; Mytilida; Mytilidae. Bases 218 to 748 code for a protein of 176 amino acids.